Molecule: messenger RNA, 1629 nt
Organism: Iphiclides podalirius (scarce swallowtail)
Lineage: Eukaryota; Metazoa; Arthropoda; Insecta; Lepidoptera; Papilionidae
Source: the annotation of a GenBank genome assembly
AUGGAAUUGGUCGUCAAAUAUUUACUCUUGACUCUGGCUCUGACCUCAGUUCAAAUAUCAUACACCGAGAGUCGGCUUAAUGAAAAACGCAGGGACAAAACGGACAGGAGACAUCACUACACGCAGACGAGGGAUAAUUUGUGCGAAAUAGCAAACAGGGAGGCCAAAGUACACUGUUACUGCGAGAGCACUGAAAUCAAUACAGCAACUAGAGCUGAUUGCUGGGUGUUCAACGGUGGCAUUGAUGAGAGUGACCCAAUAUGGACUAGCUUUAAUUCACAACUUCGUUUAGAGAAGCUCACAUUCAAUGUAAGAUCUGACGGAGCUUUGACAUUCAUCCCUCUAGCAGUUAUCCACCGCCUCAGUAAACUGCAAAAGCUCUUUAUACAUUACGCAACGCUUACCAGAAUAGAAAAGAAGACAUUUGCCAAUAUGUCAACCAUAAAAGAAAUCACAUUGACCAACAACAAAAUAUCAGAGUUGGAUUUCUCAGCAUUUAAAGGUCUCCCGUCUCUCGUUAAUUUAACAAUCAAAGAGAACAAAAUAACCGAGAUACAAAGGGAUGUCUUUGUCGACUUGCCGAGUUUGAAAUAUCUAGAUUUGUCCUUUAACAGUAUUAAUCUCGCCCAUGACGGCUGCUUCGAGCAUCUGUCCAUAUUGAAUGAUUUACUAUUGGAGGCGAAUUUAAUUACGGUGCUCACAAGGGAUACUUUCAGAGGGCUCGCUAAUUUGACAAGAUUGGAUCUGAGGUCGAACAAGUUAUCAAUGGUCGGUGAUUUGACAUUUACAGAAUUGUGGAAUUUGAAUGAGCUCCUAUUAGACAAUAAUGAGAUAAAAUUUCUAUCUGAAAGGGCUUUCGAUGGAUUAGCUCUACUGGAGAAAUUGUCUAUGACCGGUAAUCAGUUGCAAUCUAUAAAUGAAGGGCUUCUUGAAGGAGUUCGUGGUCUAAAACUGUUAGAUUUAAGAAAUAAUGAACUGAAUUCCCUUCAACUGGAGACUGUUAAGCCAAUAUUUGAAAACUUAAAAGAAAAAACAUCCGUCAUAUAUUUAAGUGGUAACAAUUUUCGCUGCGACUGUCACCUGCUUUGGAUGCUGACUCUUCAAAAUGAGACGAAAAAUGAACCUCUUCGUUUGGCGUUGAGUGCUGUCACUUGCUCAUUUGAUAGAAAUAUGAGUACGCAAAGUCAAUUCACUGCAAAACCAGACGAGGUUUCUGAUGAUGUAAUCGAACUUGGAACAAAAAGCGGUCUUCAUCAGCAAAACGAAGAAGAGUUAUUUGGAGGAAAUCCAUUGUAUAAACUCGAUGGUACGGAAAUGCCUCAAACUGACGAAGUAACUCUCGUCGAUAUACCUUUGGAAUCUUUACCUUGUCCCGGUGAAGAACUCCAUAAAGGCGAAGACUCACUUAUGCUAUCGUCCAAAGACGAAAGUUUCUGGCAACAGAAUUCCAGUCCCAGUUGGAAGCCACAUAUCGACGGCAUAUUCGGCACUACUGGCUACACCACAGGCACAUAUGUUUGCUCCGUUAACUCUCACACAUCAAAGGACUUUUACGCCAUGAACUUCGCUGGCUCGCGUGGUCACACUUUAAUCGGCGCACAGGCAUCUUGCGUAGCGGACGUCUCGACU